Molecule: messenger RNA, 3808 nt
Organism: Folsomia candida
Lineage: Eukaryota; Metazoa; Arthropoda; Collembola; Entomobryomorpha; Isotomidae
Product: calcium-dependent protein kinase 4-like
Exons: 4
Coding region: 113-2074 (653 amino acids)
Biological process (GO): protein phosphorylation
Molecular function (GO): protein kinase activity; ATP binding
Source: RefSeq, a predicted model, not a curated record
UAAUAAUACAAAAACAAGUCAAGCCUGAUCACCACCAGGAAUAUUUUAGAAUUGCAAGUAUACAUAUAUGUAAUUCUUAAAUAAUUGUUUCAAAAAUUAACGUACAUUUAUAAUGGAAUCACCUUGGUCCAUCAGGACGGACUUAAGUUGCAUUGAAUUUAUAAAUAAAGGUUCGUUUGGUGAGGUUUAUUUAGCACAAGGAAAAUACGACAAAGUUCGCUACGCCAUUAAACGAAUUUCCAUUGGUAGCUUCAUUUCCAAAACUCGUCCAACUCCUAAAUCAGCGGAAGAAGCGAUAAGAAAAAUCCUUAGAGAAGUUCAAAUCCUAAUCAAACUUGGAGAUAGUCCAUAUGUCGUCCGAUACUACGAUUUCUGGAUUGAGGGACCUCUCAAAAACUACUUUGAAACCUUGUUACUUUCCAACAAUAAAGAUGAAGAAAAUCCAACCGUUAGCAGGCAAAUUUUGUACUCCAUGGACUCGUCUGGAAAUCCAGAAAUCACUUCGGCUGAAAUGAACACACACCUGUACGUAAAAAUGGGAUACUGUGAUACAACAUUAAGCGAAUGGAUUAAAAAUCGCAAUCAUAAAGGUUACGGUGACCUCCACCAAGUUUCUGUAAUUGAUGCAAACCGAAUAAUAUUACAAAUUUUAAGCGGGCUUGCCUUUAUCCAUGCACAAAAUAUAAUUCACCGAGAUUUAAAACCGAGCAAUAUUUUUCUAUCUACCGGGACAGAACUACAAGUUAAGAUUGGAGAUUUCGGGCUAUCACGUCAGCAUCUCUUCAAUAAAGCGUCAAUUGACGACCCCGUGUCUCUGACUUCUGUUCCAGUAGGGUGCUUGUACUACAGGAGCCCAGAAAUGAUGAAGCGGAAUUCAGACGAAGAUGCGAUAGAAACGUACACUUCAAAAACGGAUAUUUUCUCAGUCGGCUUAAUUUACUUGGAACUAUUACACCCGUUUAGAAAUGAUAUGGAAAAACUUGACAUUUUUGAGAUGCAUAUUCAGCAAGGGGAUAUUAAGCAUUUACAACUCCUCCCAUUUAUCGAAGAGAGAGAAAUUGUGGCACAAAUGAUAGCUUUUGAUGCAAAUGAGAGAAUAGAUGCAGAAACAGCUAUAAAAUUAAUCAACCGAGACUUUAAUGCUCCGGAUGUGGACCCUCCUGCCAACAGUAUUUCGUUAAGUUAUCCUAAAUUUGAAGCAAGAGCUGACACGAGUUCCAAAAUCUCUGUUCUCGAAAUUAUUAAGUCUGAUCUGACUGCAGUUACGGAGACUAUUGAAAAUAUUCAAAUACAAGAUGUUCGGGGACAAACUCAAGUUAUGAACUUGUCAGGAAUCCUUCCACUUAUAGAUGAAUUAAAGAAGAAUUUGAUUAAACUGCGGGGUGAUAAUCAAAUCCAUAAUGUUGAGGAUUCCACUUCCAACGCUGCCUCAGUUUACAAUAAGCAAAUCAUCCUGCACGACCAGAAAAUUGUAGAAAAUCCUUUCAGUGAUUGCACAUGGGUCCGUGAGCUGAUAUUGUACUCUGUCAACAUUGAACAAACUACCCUUCGAAAAUUACUAAGAAACAUUCAUGGCCUGCAAGUUUUUAAAUUUCUUGCUGAAAUGCCAAAGGCCGGAUUCAGCAUUAUAGAUUUGGAUUUGCCACAAGAUUCCUCCCUUCAAAGCAUUACGUUCAAAUAUGUCAAUAUUUUCCUAGACGGGAGAAUUCCAAGCGCGUUUAAAACCGUUAAAGUAUUAAAAAUAUGGAUGUGUCAAGUGGAAGAGGAUUUUAUUGCAGAGUUUCAGAGAUAUUUCGAAAACAUUGAGUAUCUUGAAAUAUCUGGGUGUGUUUUUGGACCUGUGAAAGGGAUUCAUGGUAAAGAUUUUGACAUUUUGUUGCGCCACAACAGCUUAAAUGCAAUUUUCGUUGGACCAUGGACCAAUCCAGGGUUUAAUAAGGAAGUUCAUAAACCGAUGUUGGAUUCAAUUUGGAAACUAUUGGAAAUCCCAAGCUAUUCUUGGACGACAUUGGUUAAGAAGGGCAGAAAUGGAAUUUGGUCUUAUGCUGGAGAAAAUAAGUUGGACAUUACAUAAAUAAUCACUUAUAUGUAAAACUGCAGAAAAAUCAAUAUUCAUGGACACCAGAUAUUCAUUGAGAACUUUUACUUUGUUACAAAUUAAUGAGGGAGUUCCGUGCGUAUCAUUUUCUUUUAUCGUUUAUUAAAUGCACGAAUGGUUGUUGGCUAACACUAAAUUUCCUAUAAAUUUUCAUAUGUAUGAAACAUUUAGGAAUGUACACUAUAGAAUUAUAUAUGUAUGUACUUCAGUUUAUAUGCAAUGGAUUGUAAAUCUUAAUAAAUAAUCAGGUUGUCAAAGUUUAGGAAAUAAAUUUCUGCUCAAUAGAUUUUCUUUGGUAAGGUAGCAGAAGCUAGAGUUAAAUCGCAUUACAGUUCUACGAUACUUUUGUUGUUACACAUACAUAUGUGUGCAGAAGUACUCUGAUUCCAUUCAUGCAUCUACAUUAUGUAACGAUGUUUAUAAAUAAGCAAGGAUGAGUAAUUUUAUAAAUUGGCGUAGAAACCUCAAACUUGGCGUGAGGAUGGAGGCAAGAUUCCUACUUUCGUAGACUCUUUAGAGUGAAUUGUAGGUUUAAAGCAAGCCAAAGUAUAUUUCAAGUUUUAAUUGUAAUCUCAAUUUUAGCUGUAUGUAUAAAUGUCUUGCCGAUGAUAAAUACAUAUGUAUAGUACAUGCAUACAUACAUACAUACGUUCAUAUACAUACAUAUUUAAUUAUUUACAUACAUAAAUGAAUAAUAAUACGAAUUACGCAAUAACUAUUAAAACCCAUCAUGGCCUGACACACCUCAAGUUGACAACUCAUCAAAAUAUGGCCACAAAUUAAUAAAUGAUUUAAUCUCAGGUUAUCAAAACAAUUAUCAACGGAUGGAAUUUCCAGAUAUAUAUUUACAUAUGUAAAUAAAAUCAGGGUGAAUGAAAGGUGAAACUACACAUGCUGUGCGAAUCCCAUUCUAGCAAGAGAUUGAAAAUUGAACAUUUGAUCAUAAAUUUCAACGUGUUACAAAAAGUCAUGAAAAUUUUAUUGUACACAAUUUUACUAUGUUACUUGCGAGAAUCAUGGGCUGCUCAAGUCCUGCUUUCUCCACAGCUAACUAAUUGGGGAACCUGGGGCGAAUUUGAGUAUUGCCCAGAAGGGUCAAAAGUGAUUGCAGCCCAAAUCAAAGUAGAACUAUGGAGUGGUGGAUUGAUUGAUGAUACUUGUCUCAAUGGGAUAAAACUCAUUUGUGGGCAGGUUGGUGGGGGUGUCACGAGAAACAUUACUUCCAAAGUUGGCCAGUUCGGAUCUUACAAACCUACAGUCCACUCCUGUAACGGAAAUGGAUUCAUGACCGGAUUUAUGCUCAGAGUCGAGGAAGAAGGAGGUGCAAUAAUUGAUGAAACGGCUACGAAUAAUCUGCGCAUUUUAUGUUCUGGCAGUCCCAAUGGAUUUAUUGAAUUGGAAGGUGAGCGUUGGGGAGAAUGGACGAAUCCUAGGAUUUGCGAUAGUCACGAGUACAUCUGCGGGUUGCAGACACAAGUGCAAGAUGGACAAGGAAUAACUGUUGAUGACACCUCCCUCAAUAACAUACGAGUUCAAUGUUGCGAUCUUUCUCAAGAGGAUUUGCUAUUCUACGGGAUAAAAAAGGAGCAGAAUGGAGUCAUAUAAAGUAUUUGUGGAUAGCCUCCUUAGACUAAGGAUUAGGUUCAUGAUUUUUUUAAUUCUGUUACAUUUGGAUAUAUUUACGAAUAAAAAAUAAUUUACAUUUAUGUA